Phasianus colchicus (ring-necked pheasant) is the source of this 4047-nucleotide messenger RNA. RefSeq names its product myoglobin (gene MB). The record is from RefSeq and is a predicted model, not a curated record. Gene Ontology annotation, molecular function: heme binding; oxygen binding. Gene Ontology annotation, cellular component: extracellular exosome. NCBI's taxonomy places the organism in Eukaryota, Metazoa, Chordata, Aves, Galliformes, Phasianidae. Gene Ontology annotation, biological process: oxygen transport.
GCUGCGGGGCUCUCAUCUGACAGACCGGGGCUGCGUUCUUUCUCCAGCAGUGGUGCUCUAAGGAGAAAGAAAUGCGGCCCAAAGGCGCCGGGCUGUCCCUGUGCGUCUUGCUCCCUGCAGCCCGUGCCCCGCUCUGCUUGGCUUUGUCGCCCGUGGCCACUAGGUGGUAGCACGCCCCGGCCGACAGCGCGGGGCCAUCGCCGCUUCACCUGCAGAAAAAGCGAUGAAGACACCCAUAUUCUUGUUAAGCCCUCUGACAGUCUGGUGUUAAUGUCCGCAUAGAGACUGUUGGCUUCCCAGCCCUGGAGAAAGCUGUAGAGAGAGAAAUGCCGAUCAAAUUCAAUGGGAGAUAUUAAGGCAACAGCUUCAGCUUCCGGAACAGGAUGGAGCUCUGUGUCCAAGGAGCAGCCCCUCGUAUACUGGGAGCACAUUGAUCUCGUGUCUGAAGGGCAUGUAAAGCAGUAAGGUCAGCAUUCAGGAUCCUGCCCAAGGCGGAGCCAAGCAUGGUGCAAAUCCAUGUUUAGAACAGGGAGGACUUGAGGAGAGAGGCUGUGGGAUGGGAUCUCUCCAAGCGCUCCUCCAUCGGUUUAGCCAAGUGUGGGUAAUUGAUAGUGCCCUGCUAUCUGCACUGAGAAAUCAGGGUGAAAUCCUGGCCUCGAGGUGUUUAAGAAGAGAGAUUUCUGACAUAGCAAACUGGUGCAUAGAGGGGGGAGAAUUGCUUGGCCACCAGGCAAUAGAUAAACCCAGCGGGAGGAAUUCCCCUACCUUUGGGCUUGGAUGCCAGCCAUCACCUCAGCUGGUUUGGCCAACCUGCCUAUCUAAGCUGUUCUCUUUAACCCUUUAGUUCAUCUGCCUGCACUCACCUCUUGGGAGGGAUUAAUUAAAGAUGGCACACCAGGCUGCCACCAGGAAGGCUGGGAGGUACCCCAAAAUCAUACCCAUGGCAGCUCAUGGUGACUUGUCUUACUUGACCUACUGUAGGGUACCUGCUUUAGCAGAGGGGUUAGACUUGAUGAUAACCAGAGGUCCCUUUCAACUCCUAUGACUGUGAUUCUGUGAUUCUGACACUUGGCUUGAGAGACCUUAUCCCACUGCAGGGAAAGGAGAGGUGUGAGGAGGGCAGAGUGAUGCCACCAGCCGUCCCUUGGCUGGCAGCGUGGCAUUGGAGAUGAAUGUGCUCUUCUGGAAUCUCCUGCUGCACAGCUUGACACUGUCAGUGGGACCUUGGGAAACCGGGACAGGCUCCUGGCAGUGCGUUUGGGCAAUGCCCUUUCUGCCUGGCGCGGGACAUGUGCCAGUCCAAUACGAAAGGCAGAAAUGAUGCCAUCAGUGGCACUCACAAUAGCACCUGACCCGAAAUAGCUUCCUAGAAAAAAAAAAAAGAGAGGCUGAUUAGUUAGACAAGCCUGAAAGAGAGCAAGAUGUCCAGCUGACGAUUAACAGGUGUAGGUCUACGAGGAGGGGCUAUAAAACGCGCGUGUGAGCUCUGCAGCCACCCUCUGGGGAGAGGCAACCGCCGUACGCAGCACUCGAGACCCGUCUGUCCCUGCCAACAGCGAACCAUGGGGCUCAGCGACCAGGAGUGGCAACAAGUCCUCGCCAUCUGGGGAAAAGUGGAGGCCGACAUUGCUGGCCAUGGACACGAGGUUCUGAUGAGACUUUUCCAUGACCACCCUGAGACUUUGGAUCGCUUUGAUAAGUUCAAAGGCCUGAAGACCCCUGAUCAGAUGAAGGGCUCUGAAGAUCUGAAAAAACAUGGAGCUACCGUCCUCACCCAGCUUGGCAAAAUCCUGAAGCAGAAGGGUAAUCAUGAGUCAGAGCUGAAACCUCUGGCUCAAACCCAUGCCACGAAGCACAAAAUCCCAGUAAAAUAUCUGGAGUUCAUUUCUGAAGUCAUUAUCAAGGUCAUUGCUGAAAAACACGCCGCAGACUUUGGGGCCGAUUCCCAGGCUGCGAUGAAGAAGGCUCUGGAGCUGUUCCGGAAUGACAUGGCCAGCAAGUAUAAGGAGUUUGGUUUCCAGGGUUAGCAUGUAUGCAGAAGGACACCACGAUGGAGGCCUGGCCAUGCGUCUCAGAGUAGCUUCCCCAGCACUACUCUGGACAUCUUCCAACUGGCCAUCCACAAUGUGUGGGAAUGCUUCAAUGAGAGGCCAAGAGUCACCUUAGGCAGCGCAGAGGCACUCAGAGUGAUGUCCAUGAUAAAUUGUUGUCCUUCCCUGGCUUCAUGUAUGCAAAAGAAAUAAUCUGUUUUCUUAGGAAAAAUAAUAUAAGGGGUUAUCUGUCACCUUCUGCUUAUUUCUGUGUCCUUUUUCUUUCCUUGUCCCCCACACCCAGUCUCAUUCAAGAGGGAAAUGGUGUUCUGUGUCCUUUUUCUUUCCUCGUCCCCAACACCUAGUCUCAUUCAAGAGAGAAUGGUGUGGCAGGAGAUGAAGGGAUGUGGAAGAACAUGGGCGUGUUGAGGAGUGUGGUGAAGGAGUGGGUGAAGGGAGAACUCAAAGGUGCAAAAGGGAUGUCAGAGUGGGAAGUGGGGACAUGGCAUCUGAUUCUUCCCCCAGGUGAGACUUUUAGCAGGUGACUGUGGAAAGCUUUCAGCACCAUCGCUGUUGUUACUUUGUUUCAUGGGGGUGAACGCAGUCGGUCUCCAGGGUCUGUCAGCUUGGCAACCUGCUAAACUCAUGUUAGCAAAACCAUAAGGAGUAGCGUGCUCUGUGAUCUGUAGGCUUCCGGCAGCUGCUGCUAUGCAUGCAAAGUUGUGUGGCUUUGGAAAGCAAAAUACUGUUACUCAGAAAAUAAAAAUUCCUGCACUGAUGCUGUGUAAUUCACUCCAACAAGAUGGCAGGAGCACAGUGUUUUGUAUACAAUCCCAUCCUCCGGUGCUGGUGACGUGGUUGCAGCCCAUCACUUGAGUGACAUGAGGGGACUUGGGCAUUCACAUGUCACCAUGGGGACGUGACCUGGUCCUUCAUUCCAUGCCUCAGGGCUAAGAAACGCUCCAUGACUGAAGGCUGAGGUCACAGCUGAGUUCGGGGGGCAUGGAAGGGAUGGAUGGCUCUGAGCUACCCAUGAGUGCUCCACAUUUUGCUUUGUGCUGAAGGGAUCCCAUCGCCAUGUCUUGCUGUUUAGGCAGAGGUAGCACAUGCAAGUUGCCACAGGUCUGUUUAACAGCAGUGUGUGCUUUCAAGCCAUAAGUUUUGCCACCCAUCCCAUUUUGCGGUUUUGCUGGGUGAUCUCUGCAAAGUCUUGACCUGAUGCCCAAGAUCACAGCCUGACUGUAUGGGAAUUAUGCAGUUUACCUACUGGAAGGGCAGCUAUACUCCACAGUGAGUACUGGAAUCUGUGCUCCCUCCUCCUUCCCCAUCACUCAGCUUAGGGCCUUAGCAGUAUGAUGUUGUGACUCUCUUCAGGUACAUGCACCCACACUGCUUCCAUGCAGAAAGUGUGCAGCUUGCUGUCGUUCUGUAUGUGUGCACAGGGGUGAGAACAUCCAUGACAGAGUUACAUCCUGGCACAGCAGUGGGAUGUCACAGAGGUGAGCAGUUGGGUUCUUGUGGGAGAAAAUAUAUGGCAACAACACCGUUGCUCUUUUCUGGUAUGGAAAAAGUAAUGCAGUUUAUCUCCCAGAGACAGCAUGAGGGCAAGCAUGAGAAAGAAAAAUGAGGUGCUUAAAAUGAGGAGCUACAAGCAGGGUCUGGUUCAAAGCACUCGCUACAGGGCUGUGUGCAGUGGAGACAGCAGGAGCCACCAGCUCCCUUACAAAUCAAUCACUUCAAACCAGUGUGAUCUGCCAGGUCUUUGGUCAGGGCAAAGGCCACAAAAUUUCAGUCUCUGAAAGGAGAAGGAAUGAAUUCCUUUGCUGAACAGAGCAUCUCUGAUUUCUUGCUCUUUAUAAAUCCUCACUAUACCUCUGGGAACUUGCUUAGGGUUUCAACCUUUCAGAGAGAGUCACAAAAGCAUAUGUUGUCACACAGAUGAAGUUACAGCCAGGUGGUCCCUGGCUUAAGCAGCCUGCUCCUUCUGACUCUUGUCUGGCCUGUCUGGCCUCGCAGG